GCCAUUUCCCACCGCGCGCUGCGGUGGUCAGUACAAAUAUUUCACGGUUGAAAAGUCCCGGCUGCCCUGUUCAUUGUUCUUUAUUCUCGUAUCUGUCUUUGCAUCCAUUUCUCUCACGAACCCAUUGUUCUGUCCAUCGAGUGGUCCGGUACCGUUCCAUGGCAAAAUACGACAUAGAUCAUUUCUCGCCAUAAUAAAGAGGCGUUCAGUCUCCUGUUUCUGUUUUCAAACAUGCGGAUUGCUAAAGGCAUAGUCGCCGCUUUCUAUCUAUGUAGCGCGACCUCGGCUACCCUACGUCCUUCCUAUGAAACUCGCGAUUUCUUCGCUCUUCACCUCGAUGAAAUCACGUCUCCGUCCCAGGUUGCUCAGGCACUCGGUGCCCGUUACGAGGGCCAAAUAGGGGAACUUUCUGAUCAUCACAAAUUUUCUUUGCCCGAGAAUAAGCGAUCGGACCUGGAUGCACUGUUGGAGGACCUGCGGGCCAGGAAGAAACUCCGACGGCGUAGGGGAGAUGAUGCCACAUCGAUACUUGGCAAGAGGGACGAUGUGUUGGAUGGCAUACUCUGGUCGCAGAAGCUAACCGCGAAACAGCGAUUGUACAAGAGAGUUCUACCGCCACUGUCGACGACGCUGGAUUCUAGGAACUAUCCCCAAGAAACUCAGACUGCGAAUCCUGAAACUGUCCAAUAUCGACAACAAGUCGCUUCUUCUCUUGGCAUUGCAGAUCCAAUAUUUAACGAGCAGUGGCAUCUAGUCAACACCUUCCAGCCAGGGCAUGAUCUUAACGUGACGGGCGUCUGGCUAGAAGGGGUUACUGGAGAGGGCGUCAUCUCUGCUGUUGUCGAUGAUGGGUUGGAUAUGUACAGCGAUGACCUCAAGCCAAACUACGAUGCUGAGGGUUCAUACGAUUUCAACGAUAAGACGGAAGAACCUAGGCCCCAAUUGGAAGAUGACAAGCAUGGCACGAGAUGCUCAGGAGAGAUUGCCGCGGCCAAGAACGAUGUGUGUGGACUGGGAGUCGCAUAUGGCAGCAAAGUGUCGGGUGUACGAAUUUUAUCAAAACCCAUAAAUGACGCCGAUGAGGCGGCAGCUGUCAACUAUGCUUUCCAACACAAUGACAUCUACUCGUGCUCAUGGGGACCCAUGGACAACGGCGAAACCAUGGAGGCUCCUGGGAUUUUGGUCAAGCGCGCUCUUGUCAAUGGAGUGCAGAACGGCCGAAAUGGCAAAGGCUCGCUAUUCUUCUUCGCCGCCGGUAACGGAGGGACUUGGGAUGACAACUGCAAUUUUGACGGAUAUACCAACAGUAUAUACAGUAUCUCUGUUGGCGCAAUUGACCACCGAGGUGGCCGUCCUGCUUAUUCGGAAUCAUGCUCUGCACAAAUGGUCGUGACAUACAGCAGUGGCGCAGGCGAGGCUAUUCAUACUACCGACGUCGGCCAUUCCAAGUGCUCUUCUAUUCAUGGUGGGACUUCAGCCGCCGGUCCCUUGGCUGCUGGCGUAAUGGCCCUCGCUCUUAGCGUUCGACCAGAAUUGACUUGGCGUGAUGCUCAGUAUCUGUUCAUGGAGACAGCCAUCCCUGUUCACGAAGAUGAUGGAAGCUGGCAAAAUACCAAGAUCGGAAAGAAAUUCAGUCAUGAUUGGGGCUACGGCAAAAUAGAUGCAUAUGCCCUGGUUCAAAAGGCGAGGACCUGGGAUUUGGUAAAACCGCAGGCUUGGUACCACUCUCCGUGGUUACGAGUGGAACGUGAUAUCCCUGAGGGCAACGAAGGACUCGCUAGUUCAUUCGACGUGACAGAAGACAUGAUGAAGGGAGCAAAUCUUGCUAGGCUGGAACACGUUACCGUUACCAUGAAUGUUAACCACUCGCGUCGUGGUGAUCUGAGCGUCGAAUUACGCAGCCCUGAAGGAAUUGUCAGCUAUCUAAGUACGGCAAGGAGAAACGACAACGAAGCUGCGGGAUAUGUCGAUUGGACUUUCAUGUCCGUUGCUCAUUGGUAAGUUGGAACUCAAUUCCGCAGUCUUGGCUUAUACCUCUGACCUCACAAAUGCAGGGGCGAGUCGGGUAUUGGAACAUGGACAGUGGUUGUGAAAGAUAUCAAGGUCAACGAGUUUAACGGAACUUUCACUGACUGGCGGCUUAACCUCUGGGGUGAGGCCAUCGACGGAAUGAACCAACCGCUUCAUCCUAUGCCAGAAGAAGAAGAUGAUGACCACAGCUACGAAAAUGCGGCUGUUGUAACCACCAGUGUGGAACCGGGACCAACGAUGACUGAGCCACCUUCUAGUUCUCCCACUGAACAUGUCGACCGCCCUGUCAAUGAAAAGCCUUCGCCAACAGAAGCCCCAGUCACCGCCACACCCACAGCUUCUGAGACUGCGAGCGCAACGGCGACAGCUACUACGGCAUCAGACAGCUUUUUACCAUCAUUUUUCCCAACAUUUGGCGCUUCCAAGCGAACCCAAGCUUGGAUUUAUGCCUCCUUCGGAUUGAUGAUUUUCUUCUGUAUCGGACUAGGAGUCUACUUCUAUGUCCAGCGGCGGAAGCGCCUUCGGACUAUCCCUCGUGAUGACUACGAGUUUGAGAUGAUCCAGGAUGGAGACGAACAGCAAGCGUUCAACGGCCGUUCCAGGCGUACACAACGCCGAGGAGGCGAGCUGUACAAUGCCUUUGCAGAGGAAAGCGACGAGGAACUGGAAUUGCUCAAUGAUGAUGACGAGGAAUUAUAUAGAGAUCACUCCGCAAGCGAUUCCCGGCAGUUCAGGGAGGACAAUAAUGACCGCUUGGAGAAAUCUUGAUUGGUUGGGAAAGGCGCUAGAAGAAGCACUGUGUUUAUUUGGUUCAUCUAUUGCAUCUACACUGUGAUUUAUUAAUAUUAAUAGAGUAAUGAAAUAGCCCGCAGACGGUCUUUGUCAGAG
Molecule: messenger RNA, 2919 nt
Organism: Monascus purpureus
Lineage: Eukaryota; Fungi; Ascomycota; Eurotiomycetes; Eurotiales; Aspergillaceae
Source: the annotation of a GenBank genome assembly